This is a messenger RNA of Gracilinanus agilis (Agile Gracile Mouse Opossum), 4091 nucleotides long. It is a transcript of the gene MTR, whose product is annotated as 5-methyltetrahydrofolate-homocysteine methyltransferase. Bases 22 to 3813 code for a protein of 1263 amino acids. Gene Ontology annotation, molecular function: cobalamin binding; zinc ion binding; methionine synthase activity. Gene Ontology annotation, biological process: pteridine-containing compound metabolic process. The record is from RefSeq and is a predicted model, not a curated record. NCBI's taxonomy places the organism in Eukaryota, Metazoa, Chordata, Mammalia, Didelphimorphia, Didelphidae. The transcript is spliced from 34 exons.
AGGAGCAGCGGAGAGCACAUCAUGCCUCCCACUUUGGAAGGACAACAGCCGCCCGGAAAAAAAAUCCCAAAGUAUGAUAUUGAAGCCAUUUUGCAGCAGAGGAUCAUGGUAUUGGAUGGAGGUAUGGGGACCAUGAUCCAACGCUAUACGCUGACUGAAGAGGACUUCAGAGGACAGGAGUUGAAAAACCAUGCCAAGCCUUUGAAAGGCAACAACGAUCUCUUAAGUAUAACUCGGCCUGAUAUCAUUUGCAAUAUCCAUAAGGAGUACUUGAUGGCGGGAGCAGAUAUUAUUGAAACAAAUACCUUUAGCAGCACCAGGGUUGCCCAGGCUGACUAUGGCCUUGAACACUUGGCUUAUCGACUGAACAAAUGUUCUGCAGAAGUGGCUAGAAAGGCAGCAGAUGAUGUAACUUCCCAGACAGGGAUUAAGAGAUUUGUGGCAGGAUCCAUAGGUCCCACCAAUAAGACUCUCUCUGUAUCUCCUUCUGUGGAAAGACCGGAUUACAGAAACAUCACCUUUGAUGAGCUAGUUGAAGCUUACCAGGAACAGGCUAGAGGACUUCUAGAUGGCGGAGUUGACAUUUUAUUGGUAGAAACCAUUUUUGAUACUGCCAAUGCUAAGGCAGCCUUGUUUGCACUCCAGAAACUCUUUGAAGAGGGAUAUGAUCCCCGGCCCAUCUUUGUUUCAGGGACUAUUGUGGAUAAGAGUGGGCGAACUCUUUCAGGACAGACAGGAGAGGCAUUUGUCAUUAGCGUGAGCCAUGCAGAACCGCUAUGCCUUGGAUUAAACUGUGCUUUAGGUGCCCUGGAAAUGAGACCUUUCAUUGAAACAAUUGGCAAGUGCACAACAGCAUAUGUCCUCUGUUAUCCCAAUGCAGGUCUUCCCAAUACUUUUGGAGAGUAUGAUGAAACACCUGAAAUGACUGCCAUGCAUAUAAAGAACUUUGCAUUAGAUGGUUUGGUCAAUGUUGUAGGUGGUUGUUGUGGAACCACACCGGCUCAUAUCAGGGAAAUUGUAGAAGCUGUGAAAAAUUGCAAACCUAGAGUUCCCCCUGCAUCCAUUGCUGAAGGGUAUAUGUUGCUGUCAGGUCUAGAGCCCUUCAGGAUUGGACCAUAUACCAACUUUGUUAACAUUGGCGAACGCUGUAAUGUUGCAGGAUCAAGAAAGUUUGCUAAACUCAUCAUGGCAGGAAACUAUGAGGAAGCUUUGAGUGUGGCUAAAGCCCAGGUGGAGAUGGGAGCUCAGGUUCUAGAUGUUAACAUGGAUGACGGGAUGUUGGAUGGCCCUAGUGCUAUGACCAGAUUUUGUAACUUCAUUGCUUCUGAACCUGAUAUUGCCAAGGUGCCAUUGUGUAUUGACUCUUCCAACUUUGCUGUGAUAGAAGCUGGAUUAAAAUGCUGCCAAGGGAAGUGUAUCGUCAACAGCAUUAGUCUGAAGGAAGGUGAUGGUGACUUCCUGGAAAAGGCUAGAAAGAUCAAGAAGUAUGGGGCUGCUGUGGUGGUCAUGGCAUUUGAUGAAGUGGGUCAAGCCACAGAGACUAACAACAAAAUUGAAGUAUGUACCCGAGCCUAUCAUCUCCUUGUUAAAAAAGUAGGAUUUAACCCAAAUGAUAUCAUCUUUGAUCCCAAUAUUCUUACCAUUGGGACAGGAAUGGAAGAGCACAACUUGUAUGCUGUUAACUUUAUCAAUGCAAUUAAAACCAUCAAGGAAACAUUACCCGGAGCCAAAAUAAGUGGUGGUCUUUCCAACUUGUCCUUCUCCUUCAGAGGAAUGGAAGCCAUUCGAGAAGCCAUGCAUGGUGUUUUCCUUUACCAUGCAAUAAAGUUUGGUAUGGACAUGGGAAUAGUGAAUGCAGGAAAUCUUCCAGUGUACGAUGACAUUCACAAAGACCUCCUACAGCUUUGUGAAGAUCUGAUUUGGAAUAAGGACCCAGAGGCUACAGAAAAGCUGUUACGCUAUGCCCAGACUCAUGGCACAGGAGGGAAGAAAGCCAUCCAAACAGAUGAAUGGCGGAAUGGCCCAAUUGAGGAAAGAUUGGAAUAUGCCCUAGUUAAGGGCAUUGAAAAACAUAUUGUAGAGGACACUGAGGAAGCUAGAAUGAAAAAGGACAAAUAUCCUCGACCAUUGAACAUAAUUGAAGGACCAUUGAUGAAUGGCAUGAAAGUAGUUGGUGAUCUCUUUGGUGCUGGAAAGAUGUUUCUUCCCCAGGUAAUAAAGUCGGCCCGGGUCAUGAAGAAGGCAGUUGGCUACCUCAUUCCUUUCAUGGAAAAAGAACGAGAGGAAGCAAGGGCUCUUAAUGGGAGCGUGGAAGAAGAGGACCCUUACCAAGGCACGAUUGUGUUGGCGACUGUCAAAGGUGAUGUGCAUGACAUAGGCAAGAAUAUUGUGGGUGUAGUCCUGGGAUGUAAUAAUUUCAGGGUUAUUGAUUUAGGAGUUAUGACUCCCUGUGAUAAGAUCCUGAGAGCUGCUCUUGACAACAAAGCAGAUAUAAUUGGCCUGUCUGGACUCAUCACUCCUUCUUUGGAUGAAAUGAUUUUUGUUGCCAAGGAAAUGGAGAGAUUAGAUAUAAAGAUUCCUUUGUUGAUUGGAGGAGCAACCACUUCCAGAACCCAUACUGCAGUUAAAAUAGCACCAAGAUAUAGUGCUCCUGUAAUACAUGUCCUGGAUGCAUCUAAGAGCGUGGUGGUGUGCUCUCAGCUCUUGGAUGAAAAUCUGAAGGAUGACUUCUUUGAGGAAAUCAUUGAAGAGUAUGAAGACAUUAGACAAGACCAUUAUGAAUCACUCAAGGAAAGAAGAUAUUUAACCUUAGAUCAAGCCAGGAAAAAAGGCUUCCAUAUAGACUGGCUCUCAGAACCACCCCCAGUGAAACCCAAAUUUUUUGGGACUCAAGUUUUUGAAGACUAUGAUCUGCAGAGGCUGGUGGACUACAUUGACUGGAAACCUUUCUUUGAUGUUUGGCAACUCAGGGGCAAAUACCCGAAUCGAGGUUUUCCCAAGAUCUUUAAUGACAAGACAGUGGGGGAAGAAGCCAAAAAAGUAUAUGAUGAUGCCCAAAAUAUGUUGAAGGAACUCAUCAAUCAAAAGAAACUACAAGCUAGGGGUUUGGUUGGAUUCUGGCCAGCACAGAGUGUCCAGGAUGAUAUUUAUUUGUAUGCAGAAGAUGCCAUACCACAAUCUGCAGAGCCAAUAGCGAAAUUUUAUGGCUUAAGACAACAGGCAGAAAAGGAUUCUGCUAGCACAGACCCUUAUUAUUGCCUGUCUGACUUCAUUGCUCCUCUGGAAUCUGGGGUCCGUGACUACUUGGGCCUCUUUGCUGUGGCCUGCUUUGGAGUAGAUGAACUGAGCAAGGCCUAUGAGGAGCAGUGUGACGUCUACAGCAGCAUUAUGGCUAAGGCCCUGGGAGACAGGUUGGCAGAGGCUUUUGCAGAAGAACUUCAUGAAAGGGUUCGCAAAGACUUGUGGGCUUACAGUGACAGUGAGCAGCUGGAUGUUGCUGACCUGCGGAGAAUUCGGUAUGGAGGCAUCCGCCCUGCUCCCGGCUAUCCCAGCCAACCUGAUCAUACUGAAAAGCUCACGAUGUGGAAACUUGGUCAUAUUGAAGAAACCACAGGGAUCAAACUUACAGAAUCAUUAGCAAUGGCACCUGCUUCAGCUGUCUCUGGUCUCUACUUUGCCAAUCUGAAGUCCAAAUAUUUUUCUAUUGGUAAAAUUUCCAGGGACCAGAUUGAAGAUUAUGCUUUGAGGAAAAACAUGUCUGUGGAUGAGGUUGAGAGAUGGCUGGGACCCAUUUUGGGAUACGAUGCAGACUAACUCGCCUAUCAUCUUCUUCCCACCUAAAGAUGGAACUACAGUCUAUGAAUCCAUUGUUGAAAGAACCCUAUGUCAGGUGUCACUUUUUCUAGGAAAAAAAAUUGUGUGUGCAUAUGAGAGUUUGCAAUGUAAAAUAAAAUUUGAAAACACCCACCUUGUUUUAUUCUUGUAUGUCAAGCAGAAGGUUGCAGGAAAGAAGAACUUCAGAGAUAUGCAUGCAUCUUCAAGCACAUUUUCUACAUUAGGAUUCCCAGCCAUACAGAUCAUCCCAUGGGGUA